Anopheles coustani is the source of this 1749-nucleotide messenger RNA. It is a transcript of the gene Rab1, whose product is annotated as ras-related protein Rab-1A. The record is from RefSeq and is a predicted model, not a curated record. Gene Ontology annotation, molecular function: GTPase activity; GTP binding. Lineage: Eukaryota; Metazoa; Arthropoda; Insecta; Diptera; Culicidae. The transcript has 6 exons. Bases 356 to 961 code for a protein of 201 amino acids.
CGUCGCGAAAGAGAGAAAGAAUCGAGAAAACUUGGAAGUGUACAUUUUCAUAGCAAUUUAAUUUUGCUGUGGUGUCCGUCUGCGCUCCCUAGUUGCGAAGAAACAAACGUCUACCGUAAAAUUCCACCUUGUGAUAGUUACUUUACACAUUUGCCAGCGAACGCUAGUGCAAACGGCGCUGUCCAUCGACUCUAGGGACCGCCCCGACGACAGUGUGUAAUCUGGUGUGCUGGAAGGAAAAAAUCAGUACCGUGCAAUCGCAGCAGCCAGUGCGCUUAUUAUAAAGUGAAGCCAGGGUUUUUUUUCGGUUCGUACACGCAAACCUGAGUGAAGAAGACGAACUCCCGCAUCCACUAUGAGUCCCGAAUACGACUAUUUGUUUAAACUGUUGCUGAUCGGCGACUCUGGAGUUGGAAAGUCAUGCCUGCUGCUAAGAUUUGCCGAUGAUACAUAUACGGAAAGUUACAUCAGCACAAUUGGUGUAGAUUUUAAAAUUAGAACCAUAGAUCUGGAUGGAAAAACGAUUAAACUGCAGAUCUGGGAUACUGCCGGACAGGAACGCUUCCGUACGAUAACGUCGUCCUACUAUCGCGGUGCACACGGUAUCAUCGUCGUAUACGACUGUACCGAUCACGACUCGUUCGAGAAUGUGAAACAAUGGCUGGAGGAAAUCGAACGUUACGCUUGCGACAAUGUCAACAAACUGCUAGUAGGAAACAAGUGUGAUCUGCAGACGAAGAAGCGCGUCGACACCACAACGGCCAUGGAAUUGGCAAAUCAGCUGGGCAUUCCUUUCUUGGAAACGUCGGCGAAAAACGCUACAAACGUAGAGCAAGCGUUCAUGACCAUGGCGGCCGAAAUCAAGAAUCGCGUGGGACCUCCGUCCAGUGCCGCUGAUCCCCCGAGUGCUGUGAAGAUCGACAAAGGACGCAAUGUGGAGCAGAAAUCAGGCUGUUGCUGAACAAUCUGUACUCAAACUAACAUACAAACACACAGACCACGUUCGGCAGUUAUUAUUAUGAUUAUGAUUAUCAUCCCAAAACAAAUGACCGAUCACACAAUACCGCGACCGUCACAACUACCACCUCCUCCACAACAAUAACAGCAGUCGAAGUAGCAUACAAUUAGAUCGAGACAAACCAACAAGACAAGUAGCAGGCAAAACUAAAUAUCGGCCAACCACCAGCUACCAAAUUCUUUUGCUGCUUUUCUUUAUUAAGUACCAACACGGUGCUGGCGGGAUUGAAAGAUUGCUUACUUCUGGGCGUAGAUGUUUUAUGUUCUCUUAUUCACGUGUUAGGUUGCCGUAACAAACACCCACACUUCUUGCUGAUAGUUCUACUAUAAUUAUUAUUAUCAUUAUACUAAUUAUUCAUACCGGUUUUUGGAGGGAAAGGAAGAAAAGCAUCCGCUGCACCUAGGAACCGUUAGAAGUGAGAACGAGAAGAAAAAAUCAACAAUAUAUUUGUGCAAGUAAAAUCACGCCAGCAUGGGCGUGUGAGCAUAGAACGUAGCUAACAACAUCAACAAUAAUAAACCAAGAAUUGCAAAAUUUUGAAGCUCAUUCGAUGCUUACGUUGGAACAGCUAAGUAUCAAACAAGCACACGCACACGCCCAGAAUAUUUGGAAAAUUCAGUGCUGGACUGUGGAAUGCGAGCAUCUGUAGCGUGCAGUAGUGGUGCAAAAUAGAAAAAAGGAAACAUUAAUGAGAGACAUAAUAAAUAGAGGAAAUUGGAAAAUGUUGUGCA